UCUGUGAGCAGACAGGAACAACAAAGAAGGGAAAGCGCCCGGGUUUUAAACCUACUUCAAAACACAAAAUCAAAGAAAUUAUCUACUGUUCAUAGUAGGGUAAAAGAAUUUGGUUUGCAUGUGAGGACAAGUGUCUGCCGAGCCAACAAUGGCGAACAAUGCAGAGGAUGUUGAAAACAAUAUGAACCAACAGGAGUCCAGUGUGGCCCCUCAAGCCCCCCAGCAGCCACAAGAAGCUGGAGUAACCAGAACACGGUCCAGGGGGGGUUCAGGAGCUGGAGGAGGAGGAGGCGAUGGAGGAGGAGGCAGUGGGCAGGAGCAGAACGGGCAGCCUCCCGCCGCUCGUCCUCCUCGUGUGGUGGAGACUGACGAUGACGAGGAGGAGGAGCUGACCUUGAAAUAUGGGGCAAAGCAUGUCAUCAUGCUGUUCGUUCCCGUCACCCUUUGCAUGGUUGUUGUCGUGACAACCAUAAAGUCUGUCAGCUUCUACACCCAUAAUGAUGGGCAGAGAUUGAUCUACACACCGUUCCCUGAAGACACAGACACAGUAGCACAGAGAGCGUUGAACUCCAUCCUCAACGCCACCAUCAUGAUCACUGUGAUCAUCGUCAUGACUCUGGUGCUGGUGCUGUUAUACAAGUACCGCUGCUACAAGGUGAUCCAAGGCUGGCUCUUCCUCUCCUCUCUCCUCCUGCUGUUCUUCUUCUCCUACAUCUACCUCAAAGAGGUUUUCAAGACCUACAAUGUGGCCAUGGAUUACUUCACCCUGGCGGUAAUAAUUUGGAACUUCGGAGUGGUGGGCAUGAUCUGUAUUCACUGGAAAGGACCCCUGCGGCUCCAGCAGGCCUACCUCAUCAUGAUCAGCGCCCUCAUGGCCCUGGUUUUCAUCAAGUACCUGCCAGAGUGGACCGCCUGGCUUAUAUUAGCUGUCAUCUCAGUCUACGAUCUGUUAGCGGUGCUCUGUCCCAAAGGGCCCCUGAGGAUCCUGGUGGAGACGGCUCAGGAGAGGAACGAACCCAUCUUCCCUGCCCUCAUCUAUUCUUCUACGAUGGUGUGGCUCGUCAACAUGGCCGACACUGACGGGCCGAAGAGGAACUCGACAGAAGCAGCUUCGUUUCAACAAGAGACUCCACAAGCCGUGGUGUCUCCUGCGCCUUCCAGUCCGUCACAGGACGACGGAGGCUUCACCACCAACUGGGUCAACCAGCAGGAGCACCAGCUGGGACCGAUCCAGUCCACUGAGGAGAGCAGGCGGGAGAUCCAGCAGAUGCCGUCUGCCCGUCCUCCUGUUGAAGAGGAUGAUGAAGAGAGGGGCGUCAAGCUGGGCCUCGGAGACUUCAUCUUCUACAGCAUGCUGGUGGGAAAAGCCUCGGCCACGGCCAGCGGCGACUGGAACACCACGCUCGCCUGCUUUGUAGCCAUCCUCAUUGGCCUGUGUCUGACCCUGCUCCUCCUCGCCAUCUUCAAGAAAGCGCUCCCCGCUCUGCCUAUCUCCAUUUUUUUCGGGCUGGUCUUCUACUUCGCCACCGACAACUUGGUACGGCCCUUCAUGGACAAGCUGGCGUUACACCAGUUCUACAUUUAGCAGGACGCUGCCCUGAUAACCCUCACCCACAUAGCUCUCUGGCUAACAACACCAGAGCGGUCCCUUUGCAGCCGGGGAACAAAGGGUGGUGCGGGAGGGGGGGGGGGGCCUCCCGCCCGCCCCCGCAUCCCCUCCUAAGAACUCAUGAUGAUGGGACACAAGUUGUUUUUGUUCUGCCUUUCUCUCUGCCGCAGAGAGAGAGAGUAUUCCCCACAACAGCUGUUCUUAAAUAUUUUAUUUCUCUUUUAAACCAAGAAGUGACACAUUUCUCGCUCAACUUGGGACCUCGUCUUCAGACCUUCAUCUUCCUCACCGCUCUCAGGCACGACCUGAGAAGCUCCUGAGAAUAAUUCACCUUUUAUUUAUCCAGGGAAGCUCCACAAGAGCUUGUCUGCUCCUUUUUCCAGCAGCCUCACAUCCACCCACCUUCAGAUCUGGGAUCUGCCCAGUACAACCACAGUCUUCUACACCUGGGGCUUUACAGUAGGUGCCUUGCUCAUGGACACCUCGGCGGUAGCCGUUGAGCAAAGGGAGACGGUUUGAUUGAAUCUCCCCCGUAACGACUUUAAUCAAACACCUUUCCCGUCACAAGUCGGUUUUCACGUCUUGUGAGUUACCACCAGCCCCAAACAAGCCUUCAUCAAACUAAUGGACACUCAACGAUGAUAUUGAUUAUAGAUUGGUAAAUGUGUAGUUUGAUCAUGUAUGAGCUGUCAGUCACCAGAGCGUGCUUUCCUCACCGCUGUUAGGAAUGGGUAAGACUUUUUUUUUUUUUUUUUUUUUUCCCACUUUAGACACAAAAACCCAAAAGCUCUGACGCCAGAGCGACUUCCACCCAGGAAGAUUAACACUGAACAGAUGUUUGGAAAAUAAUGGAAAAGAGGAAAAAAGUUUAUCAAGAAUUUAAAAUACAGUGUUUUUGUGACACUAAUUCCACCAUGUUUUUCUGCCCUUGAUUUUUUUUUUUUUUUUUUUUUCUUUACCUUAAAUCACAUUUGAAUUCGCAGCCUGCAGAGGGAGGGAAGUUGACACACACUCACAGCUGAGACUUGCCUGCCAUGUUAGCCAUGUACUGUCAGCCACUGAGCAGUUCUGCUGGAGCAAUUGGAGGUUCAGUGCCUUGCUCAAGGGCAUUUCAGUAGUAGUUGUUGUUGUUGUUGUUGUUGUUGUUGUUGUUAUUGUGGGACAGAAAUGUGCUUUUCAUUCUCUACCCUGACGGAGAUUUAAGAUUUUUAUUUUUUGUUUUUCCGAUCUGUCCAGGGAUUGUAACCUGUGAUCAUCUGGUCACAAACUCUGAACCUUUAGGCUAUAGCUGCCCUCAUGAUGCUCGCCUGGUGCUGUCUUGAACUAUGCUACAUCAAACACUAAAAUAAUUUAGUCUAUACACAGAUAUUGUUGUGUUUUUUCAAGAUAUGCACAAGAAAAACUUUGUACUUUUUGAAACGUGGGGGUAAAUGUUAACAGGGUUCCUACACUGAAAACCUGGGGACGUGUGAAUACAAACAAAAACUUUUGACAGAAACAAUGUUCAGGUGUUGAGGAAAUAAAAAACACUCCUGUCCUGGUAAAUGAGGGAGUUGUAGAUCUAGUUAAAUUUGAUACUUGAAUUUGUGAACAUUUUUGGAAAGCAUUAUCUCCUGUCAUCGAGCAUUAUUAGCCUAACUGACUACUUUUAAUAAAGUUAAAAACAAACCAGAGAGUUUAAGCUCAGAAAAUCGUGAUGACGAUGUGUAUGAACCCAAACUCUGUGGCUUCUCACGUACGAGAUCGUUCUGAGUGGUGGAGUAAAGACGAGCUGCACUGAUUGCUCUUUUGUUGUUGCACUCGAGUUUCACGCUUGCAGAGAAAAACCAAGAGGGAACAAUAUAAUAAUAUUUGUUCUGAGACUGUUCUUUACCCUUUCUGUUUUUAGGGAAUAUGUUGGGUGACUGGCUUUUUUUCUGUCCUUCACAUGCAUAUGUGUUAUGCAAGAUUAUUCAAUUCAGAUUUUGUUCUUUUUUUUUAAUAAAUAAUGAAACUGAAAAUA
Molecule: messenger RNA, 3611 nt
Organism: Seriola dumerili (greater amberjack)
Lineage: Eukaryota; Metazoa; Chordata; Actinopteri; Carangiformes; Carangidae
Gene: psen1
Product: presenilin-1-like
Exons: 11
Coding region: 149-1585 (478 amino acids)
Biological process (GO): protein processing; membrane protein ectodomain proteolysis; Notch receptor processing
Cellular component (GO): cell cortex; perinuclear region of cytoplasm; neuromuscular junction
Molecular function (GO): aspartic endopeptidase activity, intramembrane cleaving; beta-catenin binding; cadherin binding
Source: RefSeq, a predicted model, not a curated record